Fusarium proliferatum ET1 is the source of this 1290-nucleotide messenger RNA. RefSeq lists its product as uncharacterized. Lineage: Eukaryota; Fungi; Ascomycota; Sordariomycetes; Hypocreales; Nectriaceae. The transcript has a single exon. The record is from RefSeq and is a predicted model, not a curated record. The coding region runs from base 1 to 1290 and encodes 429 amino acids.
AUGCCGACCUCAGGAUCCGGCGCCUCCCUUCUCGCCGACGUUUACUUGGAAGACUGCAAUCUUGGCUUCACCCCGCGAUGGGAGUUCCAGCCUGAUCUUGACAAGAUGAGAAUGACGAUUCAAGCGCUUUUUAAUAGUGAUAACGUCCACAUCAAGCAUUUUGCCGAAGGUUGCUUCAACAAGCUCUACGAAGUUCAGGUCAACGAUCAGGCACCGCUGUUGCUCCGCGUUGCGCUCCCUGUCGAUCCGCAGAACAAGACCAUGAGCGAAGUUGCUACGAUCCAAUGGGUCUCCACGAUCACGGACCUUCCGAUCCCGAAGGUCAUUCAUUACGAUGCGUCGCGCGCUUCUCCUGUCACUUACGAAUGGAUCUUAAUGAGCAAGCUUCCCGGCGCGCGGAUGCAGGAUACAUGGCGGCAUCUUACCCUCCCCCAGAAAACAGACACAGUUAGCCAGAUCGCAUCUUUCAUAUCCUCUCUCUUUCGCGAGAAAUUCACGAGUAUUGGCAACAUCUGCCCUCCCGUAUACGCAAGCGAACUGCCGAGGCCCGGCCCAAUUGUGUCGACUUGCUUCUUCUACGGCCUCAUCAACAAAUCCGACAUUAACCGAGGGCCCUUUCGGAACAGCAGCGAGUGGUUUGCAGCGCGGCUUGAGGCGACCAAAAGAGACGCAACAGCGACCAUGGCAAAAUGGUGUGGAAAGGAAAACCUCAACUGUGAUGCGGUCAAGGAGAUCGAUGAUGCUGCACGGACAUUUGGCAUGGCCGAGAGAUUGCUGCAUCUGGUCCAGCGCAUCUUUCCUUUUCAUGCUGAAACAGAAACCACAGUUCUUUACCACGAUGACUUGCAUGGGAACAACAUUCUUGUCGACAAUACAGGCAACAUCACAGGCAUCGUCGAUUGGGAAUGUGUGUCCAUCGUCCCUCUGUGGAAAGCCUGCGGCAUCCCCCAAUUCCUCUUUGAACAACCUCGAUGGACUGAACCUGAUCGCAGACGAUACCGCCAUAAUGCGGACGGCGAUAUGUCCGAACUAUACUACAAGCAUUUACAUCAGUACGAAACCACACGCUUGCGAGAGGUCUUCUUGGGAGAAAUGGAGCGGCUUGACCCGCGCUGGAUGGACAUUCAUAAGAAGACACAAUUACUGAGAGACUUUGACUUUGCAGUGCAGUUUUGUGACGACGUCGCCGUUUUGAAGCAUAUCAUCCAGUGGGCUGAGGCUGUGGAGGCUGGUGGCGAUGUGCCGAGGAUGUGGAACCUGCUAUGGGCGAAUGCGCUCAAGUGGUAUUGA